AUGUUCUAUUUUGCUGGCCAAAAUCCCAAUACAUUCAUGCUAAACUCAGCCAGGCGGAAGUACUGGGACGAGAGUUACGUGAAGUCCCUAGAAAACCAAAUACAGUCACUGCUAGCCAUACAAAGAAAUGAGUUAAGCAUUAAGAAGGCUCCAGAAAUGACGCCUCUAAAUGAGUCAUAUGUUCUGGGGCCUGAAAACAGCGACAACACUCUGAAUCAUCCUGCUUUUCCUACCAGGCAAAUCACAGAUGAAGCGGUAUUCAGUCAGUCUUCCAAAGUAAUGGAAGAACUUAGCGUCAUGAUGUGGCGAACCAAUCUUGCGGACGGUGUCACGAUUGAUAAUGAGCCAAAAGCUACACCCGUCGCUCAUUCUCAACCGACCCAGACGUACAGCCCGAUUCGCAAUAUUCCCGAAUGCGCGGGAGACCUUGCUCGCAUCGAAAGACUUGCUGAGCUUUUUCUUCAACAUAUAAAUGCAGAGCAUCAAUUCACGCAAUAUAAAACGACAGACUCGUUUUCCUGCUUCCCCGACCAAAAAGCCGAUCUACUGCUCCUUCAUUCAGCGAUUUUAGCGGCUGGGGCGACGUUUGAGCAUCAGUCCGAUUCACUGGAGGUCAGCAACCAAUUCGCAGAGUUGAGUGAGAGUUUGGUUUUUACAUGCUUCAAAAAUGCAUCGUCUAUAUACGCCAUCCAGGGUCUUUGUAUUUUGUCAUGGAGAUCUCUUGCUCUUGGGCACGACCAUAUUGGAUGGGCUUUCCUUUCAAUGGCUGCAGGACUAGCCGUGCACCUUAGGCUGCAUGUCCUGGUAUUGGACGAGGUCGCCUCGCAGCAUCUAAAGACAACGAGGGCCAAUGCACAAACCUUUUGGUCUUUUUACAUGACAGACCGCACGUCAAUAUCUAUACUUGGGAGGAAUUGCAUUCUUCCCUGGCGCCGUGUGAAUGUGCCUGUAAUUGAUGCAUUUCUCUCUGGAGAAGACGCAGAUCUUGCAGAAUUAUCUUUCGCAUGGCAGUGCAAAUUAUGGUAUAUGCACGAUCAGAAUAUGGAUCAGAUGUAUGUUUUACGUACAAUGCGUACAACGCUACUUCGUAGGUGUGAGAGCUACUGA
Messenger RNA from Penicillium malachiteum, 1107 nucleotides. RefSeq names its product fungal specific transcription factor domain-containing protein. Bases 1 to 1107 code for a protein of 368 amino acids. The record is from RefSeq and is a predicted model, not a curated record. Gene Ontology annotation, biological process: DNA-templated transcription. Gene Ontology annotation, molecular function: zinc ion binding; DNA binding. Lineage: Eukaryota; Fungi; Ascomycota; Eurotiomycetes; Eurotiales; Aspergillaceae. The transcript has a single exon.